CUGCGGCGGUGCGGAUUUCGGCUCUGUCUCCGGCAGCUCGGGCCGCGGCUCCGAGGCGCAUGGGUCUUGUCCGGGGCGGGCCCCAAUGCGUCCGGGCCAUGGCGCGCCUGGGCGCUGUGCGCUCGCACUACUGCGCGCUGCUGCUGGCUGCGGCGCUCGCCGUCAGUGCCUUCUACUACCUCGGCUCUGGCCGGGAAACCUUCUCCAGCGCCACCAAGAGGCUGAAGGAGGCCCGCGCCGGGUCCCCCGCCGCGCCGUCGCCGCCCGCGCUGGAGCUGGCGCGGGGCUCCGUGGCGCCGGCCCCCGGCGCGAAGGCCAAGAGCCUGGAGGGUGGCGGGGCCGGGCCGGUGGACUACCACCUGCUGAUGAUGUUCACCAAGGCUGAACACAACGCGGCGCUGCAGGCCAAGGCCCGCGUGGCGCUCCGCUCCCUUCUGCGCCUCGCCAAGUUCGAGGCACACGAGGUGCUUAACCUGCACUUCGUGAGCGAGGAGGCCAGCCGCGAGGUGGCCAAGGCUGUGCUACGCGAACUGCUGCCGCCUGCCGCGGGCUUCAAGUGCAAGGUUGUCUUCCACGACGUCUCUGUGCUGACGGACAAGCUCUUCCCCGUGGUGGAGGCCAUGCAGAAGCACUUCAGCGCAGGCUCGGGGAGCUACUACAGUGACUCCAUCUUCUUCCUCUCAGUCGCCAUGCAUCAGAUCAUGCCCAAAGAGAUCCUGCGAAUAAUUCAAUUGGACCUAGACCUAAAGUACAAGACCAACAUCCGAGAAUUGUUUGAGGAGUUUGACAACUUCCUGCCGGGCGCUGUCAUUGGCAUCGCGAGAGAGAUGCAGCCAGUGUACAGGCACACGUUCUGGCAGUUCCGCCACGAGAACCCCAAGACCCGGGUUGGCAGCCCUCCCCCCGAGGGGCUUCCUGGCUUCAACAGUGGGGUGAUGCUUUUGAACCUAGAGGCCAUGCGCCAGUCCCCUCUGUACAGCCGCCUCCUGGAACCCACACAGGUGCAGCAACUGGCAGACAAGUACCACUUCCGUGGCCACCUGGGAGACCAGGACUUCUUCACCAUGAUUGGCAUGGAGCACCCCGAGCUCUUCCAUGUGCUGGAUUGUACCUGGAACCGGCAGCUUUGCACCUGGUGGAGGGACCACGGCUACAGUGAUGUCUUCGAGGCCUACUUCCGGUGUGAGGGCCAUGUCAAGAUCUACCAUGGCAACUGCAAUACCCCUAUUCCAGAAGUCUAGGUACCUUGCCACCAGCCAUGCCCUCGGACCUCUGGGUCGGAGGAAGGAAAGGGGCACCACUGGGACAGGCCCCAAGGCAGUGUCUGGACCUCAAAAUAGACACAGUGGGGAUGUCCAAUGUGAUAGGUGCUGCAGCUUUCCCACCCCGAGGACUGUUCUCAGAGCAGACCCACUCACUGCCGGUGCUCAUGACCUCUGUCAUGCAGGGGGCCAGGCAUUGCUAAGAGCAAACAUGUAGGCGUCCUUGUGUGGGCUGGGAGGCAUGCCUUUAGAAGGAGGGAAGGAGAAGGGCCAAAAAAAGUACCCCUGGCCUUUAGCCCUCCAAGAAUAGAAGUCCUUUUAAUAAUCGGCCUCUCUUGGACCAAAUAUAGAUUUAUUUUAAAUUCGUAGGCUUCCAUAUUUCAAGAAAGAAAUGCAGUCCAGCGGCAGCUCCCAGCGAGCACUGAGGGAGUGGAGUGGGGUUUUAACAAGCAGCCCAGAGUGGAAGCAUCAAACAGGCCUGUGCCAGCAGGCCGGGCACAUAUUCCUGGGACUCUCACGUUGCUGGAUGUAGGUGGAAAGAUGACACCUCUCUGGGGAGGGCCCUGAGGGCCAGCUGUGACCAGAUCAGAAAAAUUGUCUCAUUAUUUUAGUGAUCAGAGCAUUUAUCUCCCAACUGCCUCGCAAAACCUCAUUACACCUGUUUCAUCCAAGCCAGCUCUAGGUGACCAGACUGUCCAGAAAUCAAACCUCCCAUCAAAGGACAGAAAUUGCCACCUCCGAGGACAUUCCACAGAGUCGCCUGGCCUGGGGAGACCCAUGCAGACCAGCCAUGCCCUCGGACCCCUGGGUUCCCGUGGGAUUGUGUCUCACCUCUACUAAGCCUUCUGGUCUCUUUAAAAAGUUUUAUUGCACCGUGACCUACCCUCUGCCAAGAAGAAACUAGGGUGUCCUUGCUUAAUCUCUUCUUUGUGUUGUCCAGCUGGGGAUCUUGGGGAAGAAACCUGGUUGGAGUUUCAUCUCAUUUAAUUUCAAUUGCAUUUAUUUUUUUUUAUUUUCAUUUAUUUUUUAUCGGAAUGAAAAUAGCUAAUAAACAAUCUUUGAGAGCA
This is a messenger RNA of Condylura cristata (star-nosed mole), 2329 nucleotides long. It is a transcript of the gene XXYLT1, whose product is annotated as xyloside xylosyltransferase 1. The coding region runs from base 60 to 1241 and encodes 393 amino acids. Gene Ontology annotation, molecular function: UDP-xylosyltransferase activity. The record is from RefSeq and is a predicted model, not a curated record. The transcript has 4 exons. Lineage: Eukaryota; Metazoa; Chordata; Mammalia; Eulipotyphla; Talpidae.